AUGGAAGGAGUGGAUCACUUGGCUCACGAGAGGAACAAGACAGAGUUCGAUGUGGAUGCGAUGAAGAUCGUCUGGGCUGGUUCUCGCCAUGCCUUUGAAGUCUCAGAUCGCAUGGCUCGUCUUGUCGCCUCCGAUCCGGCAUUUCAAAAGGAUAACAGAACUCGGCUAGGGAGGAAGGAAUUGUUCAAAAACACUUUGAGGAAAGCAGCUCACGCAUGGAAACGUAUCCUUGACCUUCGCCUUACUGAAGAAGAGGCUGGUAGGCUAAGGACUUUUGUGGAUGAACCUGCUUUUACGGAUCUUCAUUGGGGAAUGUUUGUACCUGCUAUUAAAGGACAAGGCACUGACGAGCAGCAACAGAAGUGGUUACCGUUGGCAUAUAAGAUGCAGAUAAUUGGCUGCUAUGCGCAAACUGAACUUGGUCACGGAUCCAAUGUUCAAGGGCUUGAAACAACUGCAACCUUUGAUCCUGAGACUGAUGAGUUUGUCAUUCAUAGUCCUACAUUAACUUCAUGCAAAUGGUGGCCUGGAGGAUUGGGUAAAAUUUCCACACAUGCUGUUGUUUAUGCACGCCUUCUAACCAAUGGCCAAGAACAUGGAGUGCAUGGUUUUAUUGUCCAGCUUAGGAGCAUGGAUGAUCACAUGCCUCUUCCAGGCAUAACCAUUGGUGAUAUUGGAAUGAAAUUUGGAAAUGGGGCAUAUAACACCAUGGAUAAUGGUGUUUUGAAAUUUGAUCAUGUACGCAUCCCAAGGAACCAGAUGUUGAUGAGAGUGUUGCAGGUUACAAGGGAAGGGAAAUGUGUGCAAUCCAAUGUUCCGCGGCAGUUGAUUUAUGGCACUAUGGUGUUCGUGCGCCAAUCAAUUGUAGCUGAUGCUUCUGUUGCUUUAUCUCGGGCAGUUUGUAUCGCUACAAGGUAUAGCGCUGUCCGCAGACAAUUUGGUUCACAGGAUGGUGGUGUGGAGACCCAGGUGAUUGAUUAUAAAACUCAGCAAAAUAGACUCUUCCCUUUGCUGGCUUCUGCCUAUGCAUUCAGAUUUGUUGGUGAAUGGUUGAAAUGGCUUUAUACGGAUGUGACCCAGAGGCUGCAAGCUAAUGAUUUUUCUACAUUACCUGAGGCUCAUGCAUGUACUGCGGGUUUGAAGUCUUUGACUACUACUGCCACUGCUGAUGCUAUUGAAGAAUGUAGGAAACUAUGUGGUGGCCAUGGUUAUCUUUGUGCUAGUGGGCUUCCUGAAUUGUUUGCAGUAUACGUCCCUGCCUGUACCUAUGAAGGAGACAACAUUGUGCUCCUUUUACAGGUUGCAAGGUUUCUCGUGAAGACUGUUUCUCAGCUUGGUUCUGGAAAAAAGCCUGUUGGAACAACAGCUUAUUUGGGACGAGUGCAGGAUCUUUUGCAGUGUCGUUGUGAUGUUCAAACAGCUGAGGAUUGGUUAAAGCCUAGUGUAGUACUGGAGGCAUUUGAAGCCAGGUCUGCCAGGAUGUGUGUUGCCCGUGCUCAAAAUCUUAGCAAAUUUGAAAAUCCUGAAGAUGGUUUUGCUGAACUCUCUGCUGAUCUAGUUGAGGCUGCUGUUGCUCAUUGCCAAUUAAUUGUUGUUUCCAAGUUCAUUGACAAAUUGCAGCAAGAUAUACCAGGUAAUGGGGUGAAGCAACAGUUGCAGAAUCUCUGCUACAUCUAUGCUUUAAACCUUCUUCACAAUUAUCUGGGUGAUUUCCUCUCGACUGGCUGCAUUACCCCAAAGCAAGCUUCACUUGCAAAUGAUCAGCUGAGAUCUUUAUAUUCCCAGAUCCGUCCCAAUGCAAUUGCACUUGUCGAUGCAUUUAAUUACACUGAUCACUACCUUGGGUCGGUUCUCGGACGCUAUGAUGGAAAUGUGUAUCCCAAACUUUAUGAAGAAGCAUGGAAGGAUCCUCUGAAUGACUCGGUUGUGCCUGAUGGCUACCAUGAAUAUGUUCGCCCUAUGCUGAAGCAACAGCUUCGUAAUGCAAGACUCUGA
Molecule: messenger RNA, 1995 nt
Organism: Dovyalis caffra
Lineage: Eukaryota; Viridiplantae; Streptophyta; Magnoliopsida; Malpighiales; Salicaceae
Source: the annotation of a GenBank genome assembly